Molecule: messenger RNA, 798 nt
Organism: Anopheles nili
Lineage: Eukaryota; Metazoa; Arthropoda; Insecta; Diptera; Culicidae
Product: protein TIPIN homolog
Exons: 1
Coding region: 1-798 (265 amino acids)
Biological process (GO): DNA replication checkpoint signaling; replication fork processing; DNA damage response
Cellular component (GO): nucleus; replication fork protection complex
Molecular function (GO): DNA binding
Source: RefSeq, a predicted model, not a curated record
AUGGAUAUGGAUUUACACGACUUCGGACUGGAUUACAACGAAGGUAUUAUAGAAUCGAGCGAUGAAGAGGAGUGUAACGAUGGCGAAAUCGAUGGUGCUGGUAACGACGGACAAUCCGUCCCGUCCAAACCCAUUUCGGUCGCUCUCAAGAAAAGUGCCGUGCGCAGAUCCAGAAACGUACUGACCGAAGAGACACUGUGUGGUCCGCGAGGAAUAGUUGCGCUAAGAAGCUACUUCAAGGGUUUCAAAUUUCGCGGAAGAGGCCACGAGCUGGAUGAUCUCACCAGGAUGUUGAAGCGGUACGAGCUGUGGGCUCACCGUUUGUGUCCCCAGUUACACUUCGACGAUUGCAUUGAUAGGAUCUCGAAGCUCGGUGAAAAGAAAUCGGUCCAGAUGUACAUGAACAAAUACCGCAUGAAACAGUUGCAUAAGGAACUGGCAGAGGCCGACGCUCUACAUGCGGACUUAAGGGUUGACGAUGGAAACCAAUUGAAUCAACCGCUGGAUCCGCUUGAUAGCAUGCUCGAUGAACAGAUUGCACUCUCGCGGGGCCGUUCAUCGUAUGCCAACACAUCCGGCAUUGGGAAUUUGGACAACAGUGCCUUCGACGCAGUGAGGAACGAAUCUACCCAUCAAGCUCCAGGAUCCAGCAAGUCGCUCGUGGACGAUGCGGACAACUCUUCAGCCAAAUCACCGCCGCUGAAUGAGGAGCAACGGGCCAAAAUUGCUGCAAACCGAUUGAAGGCAAUGGAGCUGCGUAAAGCUCGACUUCUUGCUCAAUCUCAAAAUGUAGAAUAA